UUGUCAGAGCACACAAGCCAUUGCUACCAAGACAGCCUUACAGGAUUCAAUCCUUACCUAGAAGCUAACUUCGGGACUGUCUAUGGAGGAGGUGCUGCGCCGUUAUUUGAGAAAUUAGAAUGUGCAAGAGAUUUUUAUGUGGGUUGCUGGUAAGCAUGUCACGAACCCUCAAUCACCAGCGAUCACUGAGAGGUGUGUGGUUGGUAGUUGAGGAAGUUGGGCAUCCGUUCAUUCAAGCAUCUUUCAAGAUCAAGCGCUCAGGUCUGACCGGUGCUAUGUCCAUCUUCCUAUACGUCAGAACUACGUUUGAUAGUUAUAGCCAACAUUCGACGCGGUGUUGCACUCCCCUACCCAUUGCACGUUUCAUCCAGACUACCCCUGAACUUGAUGUCAUCAACUCUUCCAACACGUUUGCAGGUUAUGGAACAGCGCCUAUUUCUAGGGUGGACUUUCGUUUUCCAAGGAGGUACCCGUUGGCAUCGAACAGUCGAUAGGAUGUAUCAUGGGUGUUACCACUAUACUCUCGUCUCAAAUAUCAGACGUCUACAUCCUCAGAUUUCGUAUCGCACGACCUGAGUGUCGACACGGUCUUUGAGGGACGUCAAUGUGAUCCAUCGAAUCUA
Molecule: messenger RNA, 623 nt
Organism: Suillus subalutaceus
Lineage: Eukaryota; Fungi; Basidiomycota; Agaricomycetes; Boletales; Suillaceae
Exons: 3
Coding region: 120-494 (124 amino acids)
Source: RefSeq, a predicted model, not a curated record